AUGGUAGCCCUCUAUCGCUACACAGCCUUGGAUCAUAAUGGAAUGAUCCGAAUUCUCACACUUUCUCCUGCCGUCUGUCACGAACAUGACAUCAAUAUCAAGUUAACUUCGGCGAGCCUAGAUACCUGCACAUAUGAGGCGCUAUCAUAUACAUGGGCAACCGAGGAUGGUGAUGCGACACUUUCACACUCGAUUUACUGCGAGGGAGCUGUCAUCAAGGUUUCCAAGAACUGCCAAAAUGCUAUGCGAAAACUUCGAUUGCAGAUGGAGGAAAGAGAGAUGUGGAUUGAUGCCAUCUGUAUCGACCAGAGCAACCAUGAAGAACGAGGCAGACAGGUAGCUAUGAUGGAUUUGAUCUACAUAAGGGCGAAGAGAGUCGUCAUCUGGCUCGGGGAUGCAUCCAAGCUUCGAGACUCAGAGACUGGACACCCCAUUUCUGACAUUUUCAUGUCAUAUCUUCGAUCUAUGGUACCUGAUAUACGAAAGUCAGAGGCGCACAGAGAAGAGCCCAGGUCAUUGCACCUUUACAACAACCUGACAGGACAGGCAGCCGAGUAUGUAACCAGUGGAUACAUGACCACACUUGUCAGAGGAUUCUUAGAUGUUGUUCUACGGCCAUGGUGGGAGCGGGUAUGGGUUGUCCAAGAGGCAGCUUUAAAUAUGUCAACAACUGUCAUUUGUGGGGAGCAAGAAGUUGACUACAAAUACUUUUACGACUUUUUCUCUCAUGUCUACGGAGACAUCAGCCAUGAUGGAGGAUUAACAUUUACCUUGCUCGAAGGAUUCAAGCAUCAAAUGUACUCGGUGUACCUGGUAAGGGAGAGGGUUCAUGACCUUGGUCCCGCGACAGUUCUGUACGAUGUCCUUGCUCGCAGCCGUCGACUCCGAGCUACUGACAAACGGGAUCACAUCUUUGCUCUACACAACAUCAUCGGCGAUCUCAAAAAUCAGCUUCCACCGCUGGACUACAAGGAUACUGAGGUAAAGGUGUUCACUGAUAUGACAAUCACGUUCUUAAAGCUCCUUACGCCGUUUGAGGUUCUGCUCCAGGCAACGAAUACUAUACACACACAGGACUUUCCCUCAUGGGUUACGAACUGGUCGCAAAGGCCACAACUCCACAUUCCUCCUAGUGAUGGGCUAUACAAUGCCUCAAAGGGCUCUUCCGCUUGCUAUAGCGUGCCGAGUGACGGAAAAAGGCUAACGGCUCGUGGGAUAUUUGUAGACAUACUGCAAGAUAUACCAAAGGUUGGUGAAUCUUGUUACCAAUAUCCAUAUGUCCCGUCCAAGGGCAUAUUGGGGUAUCAGAAGUCCUGCAGCACUGGGUUAUCCCUAACGAGAUAUCCCACUGGCGAAGACGUUCGGGACGUCCUCUGGAGAACAUUGUGCUGGAAUGUCGACUCGCACUGCCAUUACCCAGCUGAGGCUGGACUCGCGCAAAGUUUUGACAAGUUUCAUGAAGCUCUGUUCUCCGGAAAUAGCAUGGAACAGAUAGAAAGGGAUCUGCUGGAGAAGGCUACCGCAUUCAACGACAUAUGCGUGCACUCGAUGCCGAUAGGGAUAACGUCGCGGGGUUAUCUGGCUUCGGUUCCAUGGACCUCUGAGCCCGGGGACGUUAUUGCCAUUCUUGCUGGAGGGGAGGUGCCAUUUGUUCUUCGUAAAGAUCAUGUAGGUGUGGAUUAUCGGUUGAUUGGAUCGGGCUACGUACAUGGUAUGAUGAACGGUGAAGUGUUUCCGUCGGACCCAAGUGUUUUAGAUUGGAUCACACUACACUAA
This is a messenger RNA of Fusarium pseudograminearum CS3096, 1776 nucleotides long. RefSeq lists its product as uncharacterized. The record is from RefSeq and is a predicted model, not a curated record. NCBI's taxonomy places the organism in Eukaryota, Fungi, Ascomycota, Sordariomycetes, Hypocreales, Nectriaceae. Bases 1 to 1776 code for a protein of 591 amino acids. The transcript has a single exon.